CCUUCCGUCGCUCGCGCCCCCGACAUAUUGUCUACGGACAGCAAAUUCUGGAAGGGAGGGAGAGCUCACAGAUUAAAAUCUAUUUAUCGCAGGAUAACUCGGCGUUAAUUGUAUAAGUCAGCCACCAUGGAAACAGCGGCGAGUCCUGCGAGGGAGAACCACAGGAUGAACCGGUACAAGAACAAAGCGCUCAACCUGGAGGAGAUGCGCAGGAGGCGCGAGGAGGAGGGCAUACAGCUGAGGAAACAGAAACGAGAGCAGCAGCUCUUCAAGAGGAGAAACGUGGAGAUGCUGAGUGAGGAGGCGGGCCUGUUGGAAAGUCCCCUCAUGGACUCCUUCGUCAGCUCUACCACCAGCGGGGAGGGAGUCAUCACACGGAACAUGGUGGAGAUGCUCUUUUCAGAAGAUCCUGAGCUUCAGCUGGCCACAACACAGAAGUUCCGGAAAUUACUGUCAAAAGAGCCCAACCCACCCAUCGAUGAGGUCAUCAACACACCUGGAGUUGUGGAGAGGUUUGUGGAGUUCCUGAAGAAGAGCAUCAACUGCACAUUACAGUUCGAGGCGGCCUGGGCCCUGACCAACAUCGCGUCCGGGACGUCCCAGCAGACCAAGAUAGUGAUCGAGGCAGGCGCCGUGCCCAUCUUCAUCGAGCUCCUCAACUCGGAUUUCGAGGACGUGCAGGAGCAGGCGGUCUGGGCCCUGGGGAACAUCGCCGGAGACAGCGCCAUGUGCCGGGACUACGUGCUCAACUGCAACAUCCUCCCACCGCUGUUAAUGCUAUUGACCAAAUCCACCAGACUGACGAUGACCAGGAACGCCGUCUGGGCCCUGUCGAACCUGUGCAGGGGGAAGAGCCCGGCUCCGGAAUUUGAGAAGGUCUCCCCCUGUCUCCAGGUUCUGUCCCGCUUGCUGUUCAGCAGCGAUGCGGACCUGCUGGCGGACGCGUGCUGGGCCCUGUCCUACCUCUCCGACGGGCCCAACGAGAAGAUCCAGGCCGUCAUCGACUCGGGGGUGUGCCGGAGGCUGGUGGAGCUGCUCAUGCACACAGACUACAAGGUGGCGUCGCCCGCCCUGAGAGCGGUGGGGAACAUCGUCACAGGAGACGACAUCCAGACACAGGUGGUGCUGAACUGCUCUGCCCUCCCCUGCUUGCUGCACCUCCUGAGCUCCCCUAAGGAGUCCAUCCGUAAGGAGGCCUGCUGGACAAUCUCCAACAUCACCGCCGGCAACCGAGCACAGAUCCAGACGGUGAUUGACGCAAACAUAUUCCCCGUGCUGAUUGACAUCCUGCAGAAGGCGGAGUUUCGCACGAGAAAAGAGGCGGCGUGGGCCAUCACCAACGCCACCUCCGGCGGCACCCCCGAGCAGAUCAGGUACCUGGUGAACCUGGGCUGCAUCAAGCCUCUGUGUGACCUGCUGACCGUCAUGGACUCCAAGAUCGUGCAGGUGGCCCUGAACGGGCUGGAGAACAUUCUGCGGCUCGGGGAGCAGGAGGCCAAGCAGAGCGGCAGCGGCAUCAACCCCUACUGCGGCCUGAUCGAGGAGGCCUACGGCCUGGACAAGAUCGAGUUCCUGCAGAGCCACGAGAACCAGGAGAUCUACCAGAAGGCCUUCGACCUGAUCGAGCAUUACUUCGGCGUGGAGGAGGAGGACGCCAGCCUGGCCCCGCAGGUGGACGAGAACCAGCAGCAGUACCUCUUUCCCCAGCAGGAGGCGCCCAUGGAGGGCUUCCAGUUAUAACAGGCCCCGCCCACUUUUCCCUCAGACACGCCCCCUCUCCCUUCCCCCCGCAACAACACAAAGGAAUCUACAGUACAGUACAUUACCACAGCAUUACCCGGCUGGGCCUAGAAGGGGGAGGGGGGGGGCAGGGGUGGUCCCGAUCAGGUUCAGAUCCAGUCCAGAGCCCCAAAGCCAGUGCCCAGGGGCGAAAGAGCCGCUAGUGACCCCACAGGGGGAAAAUGAGGGACUAAGCCCUUUUUGAGUAAGGUUUUUUUUUUGUUGUUUUUUGUUUUUGUUUUGGUUUUUCUGGCAGAUUUAACCAGACCCCCCCCUCCAUGGUUCACGCUCGGGAUGUGGGGGCCACAGAAGGCAGGGAUGGCAUGUUUGCGAGUUUUCGCGGGGUGGAAAUGCUGCCUGCGUUGCUUGACGUUGCAGGAAACCACGUCUUUUCUUUGCAGCCCUGCUAAAGCAUAGGUCCUGUCCAACAGAACAGUCUAGAGCUCAAAUUUACAGACAGCCCCGCAGCCAAAAUCUCACAUUCAGACCUUCUACUGUUCCGUUGUGAUGAUAGCAGUUGCCAUUUUAGGUGAGUUUUGGCACUGGAUAUAAAAGGCUAUUUUGCUACUGAAACUGGGGGGGUGGGGUUAAGAAAAUGUUUUUCCUUUAGCUUUUUAAAAUUAUUAUUUAACGAUUUCAGAAGACUUAACCUUUGGUUUGUUUGAAGUUCUUUUUCUUACUGCAGACAGUUUUGGG
Anguilla anguilla (European eel) is the source of this 2475-nucleotide messenger RNA. RefSeq names its product importin subunit alpha-7-like. Gene Ontology annotation, cellular component: nucleus; nucleoplasm; cytoplasm. Gene Ontology annotation, biological process: NLS-bearing protein import into nucleus. Lineage: Eukaryota; Metazoa; Chordata; Actinopteri; Anguilliformes; Anguillidae. The transcript has 14 exons. Gene Ontology annotation, molecular function: nuclear import signal receptor activity; protein binding. Bases 127 to 1740 code for a protein of 537 amino acids. The record is from RefSeq and is a predicted model, not a curated record.